AUGUGCCCCACAGCACCUCCCUGUCCUGGCUCCUGCCUAGAUGGGGACCCGCUGCCCAGCGCCAUGAGGACGAACCGCUGCAGCCACCUGCCCGGAGUGUCCCCGGAGUGCCCACGCCCUCCAGCCCCCGAUGGCAAGAGCCUGCCCGGCAGCAGUGGGGGCCUGGCCACCAGCUGUCCCCCCCAGUAUGUCAUGCAGGUGUCCUCCAAGGAUGGGCAGCUGCUCUCGUCCGUCGUGCGCACCCUCGCCGUGCAGAGCAACCCCUUCAAUGACCGGCCCAUCUGCAGGAUCUGCCAUGAGGGUAGCAGCCACGAGGAGCUGCUGUCCCCCUGCGAGUGCACAGGGACGUUGGGCACCAUCCACCGCAGCUGCCUGGAGCACUGGCUGUCCUCCUCCAACACCAGCUACUGCGAGCUCUGCCAUUUCAGGUUUGCAGUGGAACGCAAGCCCAGGCCACUGGUGGAGUGGCUGAGGAACCCGGGCCCCCAGCAUGAGAAGAGGACUCUCUUUGGGGACAUGGUGUGCUUCUUGUUCAUCACCCCGCUGGCCACCGUGUCCGGCUGGCUGUGCCUGCGGGGAGCCGUGGACCACCUGCACUUUAGCAGUAGGCUGGAAGCUGUCGGCCUCAUUGCACUCACUGUGGCACUCUUCACUAUUUACCUCUUUUGGACCCUGGUGUCCUUCAGGUACCACUGCCGGCUGUACCAUGAGUGGCGUCAGAACAAUCAGCGGGUGAUGCUGCUCAUCCCAAAAUCUGCACCCAUCACCUCCACCCACCAGUCCCUGCUGGGCCUGCAGCCCCUCAAAAGGAGCUCCAAGGAGACAAUUGUGUGA
Molecule: messenger RNA, 834 nt
Organism: Cinclus cinclus
Lineage: Eukaryota; Metazoa; Chordata; Aves; Passeriformes; Cinclidae
Gene: MARCHF3
Product: membrane associated ring-CH-type finger 3
Exons: 4
Coding region: 1-834 (277 amino acids)
Biological process (GO): protein ubiquitination
Molecular function (GO): zinc ion binding; ubiquitin-protein transferase activity
Source: RefSeq, a predicted model, not a curated record